This is a messenger RNA of Ostertagia ostertagi, 216 nucleotides long. The record is from the annotation of a GenBank genome assembly. NCBI's taxonomy places the organism in Eukaryota, Metazoa, Nematoda, Chromadorea, Rhabditida, Trichostrongylidae.
AUGACAGCUGUUGUGAAAGUGAAAGCAAGAGAUGCUGACUCGAGGGAGAACGGGAAAGUGCUCUACAGGAUUACCAAUGGAUCCAGCGCGUUUGGUAUCGAUGAGAAGAGCGGUGUGAUUUAUACCAAUGAGAGCAUUGAUCGUGAAGUUCAAAGUGUAUACACUGUUACUGUGACGGCACAAGAUCAAGGAGAGGUAAGCUAUCAGAGUGAUUAG